AUGGCUUUGAGUUUUUGGGAUAAUGGCUUCUCUUUUCAGCACUAUUUCAACCAGGAAAUGCUGAGUUUCCAUCCUACGGAAGCUGAAAACAACAACAACAACAACAACAAAAACGACGUCUUGGACUUGGAUUCUUACUUCAGCUUGUUCAGUUUCAGCAACAAUGAUGGCUAUGGUUUCGAUUAUGAUUAUGUUUCAGAUUACUUUCCUUCUCCUCUUUCCGAUAAUUUUAUCUUCCCUGUUGAAGAUAUCGAGCUUUAUCAGAACUAUCCGAAACGCCAGAAGAGUUGCUAUUAUGGAGAUGGGGUUGACGUUGAUCAUCAUGAUUCGGUUGCUUUUUUGCCUGAAUUCUUUUCCGGGUGUGUUUCAAAUGUUGUUCCCCCUCCACCGCCACCACCGCCGCUUCCCGAAUUCCGACCAGAUAUUCCGGCUCCUCCUCUGGCAGGUUUCAGCGUAGGAAAGAAUAGUGCUACUACUGAUCAACAUCACAAGAGCAGCACGAGGAAACCGAACGGCGGGAGCUUGAAGGCGCAAAGCAUUGUGGCGGGAGAGAGAAGAAGGAAGAUUAAAGAGAAGACUCAAGAGCUGGGAAAACUGAUUCCAGGCAGCCAUAGAUUGAACACUGCUGAAAUGUUUCAAUCUGCUUCAAAAUAUGUCAAGUUCUUGCAGGCUCAACUCAAACUUCUUCAAUUCAUGCAGCCAAUAAUGGUGGAAAAAGAAGAAAAGUUUCUGUCUCAAGAGCUUCAAACUCUUCUCAAGUCUCCAGUAAUUCAAGAAAAAUUAUAUUCAGAAGAGAAGUGUUUGGUUCCAAGGAAAAUUCUUCAAACCCUAAGAAAGGAUCCUGAAAUCCAAUCAAAACCAGCCAUUUUUGGGAGCAUUUAUGAGUUGCUGGAGACAAGUAAUGGCUGA
Messenger RNA from Mangifera indica (mango), 909 nucleotides. Its product is annotated as transcription factor bHLH53-like. The transcript has a single exon. Gene Ontology annotation, biological process: regulation of DNA-templated transcription. The record is from RefSeq and is a predicted model, not a curated record. The coding region runs from base 1 to 909 and encodes 302 amino acids. NCBI's taxonomy places the organism in Eukaryota, Viridiplantae, Streptophyta, Magnoliopsida, Sapindales, Anacardiaceae. Gene Ontology annotation, molecular function: protein dimerization activity; DNA-binding transcription factor activity.